AUGGCUGCGGCUAGCGUGCUGCAGUUGAGUUGGACAACAAGACUGUUGACGCUCGGCGAUGUGCAGACACACGUGUAUGUGUCUCCCACUGGGGGCACCAGCGCCGUAGAAUGGAGUCUCGGCGAUGUGACAGCCUGGGUGUGGAAGAGCGGUGAUUCAGGAUCGAGGUUGCAGAAGUUUGCCAAGCAAAUGGAUCGAAUCCAGUCAGCGUACCGGACUAUGUAUGGGCAAGACAUGCCCGCACCCAUGCAGUUGGCCCAAACGAAGAACAAGGAUCCUAGCAGGGUCACCAUGUAUGAGAAGACGGUGAGCACGCCGGUCUUAGCUUCCACACUGGUGGCAUUGCUCACUUUACCACAUUUCAGCCCAGAUGUGUUCCAUCGCGCGGCUGAAAUUGUGUACGGGCUUUUGAGAAGGUUGUGUGAGAGCCAUCACGCAGGCACUUUGAAUGUUCCAACGCUCGGCAUGCAGCAAAAAAGGGUGAAGGUCAAUGCCAGCGGCACACUUGCUUCCAGCGAUGUAUGGUCUGAAACGAUCAGGCCAACUCUAGAGAGCAGCUGGCAGGACUCGGUUUCUGACACAAACCUUGCAUGGCUCCGGUCCACAUGCCAGACCAUGACCAUUCCAGAGUUCAUUCUUUUCUGUUUGAAUCCCGCGGUGCUGCAGAAGUUUUCGUUCUUGAGGAUUGCUGGAGAACAGUUGAUGCAGCAGGUACUCAACUUGUGCACACCUGCGUGCAUGCUUGACUUGACGGAUCCAUCCACUUUGAAACGCUGUCAAGCAGUUGGCAGCACGGUGGCAGUUCGAAGGGGACUGAAGGUAGGAGCGUACUUUGAAGCAUGCCAGAUGAUUUGCCGGGGUGAGACUUUCGACGUCCCGAUGAUUCAAGCCCUGAUGGAGCCUGAGUACCAGCUUUAUCCACUGCUCGUGGACUCUGCUGACUGUGGCCACGCAGGCACCGCCAGGAAGCGCUACUAUGUCAUCAUGCGGCAUGUGGCCUCCACGGACUGCAUCUUUGAUCCUUUCGAGCUCUACGAGCUCAUUCGGGAGUAUAUCACAGAGAGGGACUACCUCAUCGCCACCGCAGAGGAGGUUGCCCUGGAGGCGCAAGCUGUUGCCCGGACAAGGAACUUGGUCUACAACCCGAACGAGUUUGACCUGAGGUACUUGUUGAACCGGCGGGAGGUGAACAGCCUAGAGAAAGCUUGCGCUGAGUAUUGGGCUCGAUUUGGUUCGGAUCCUUACUCAGACCCCAACCUGGCGAUUUAUUUAGGAGACAGUGGUGAUCAGUGGCUCACGUGGAGCGCAGUGAGCGGAAGGACACCCACGAUGAGGUUGAACAGCGGAUUGAUGUUCUUUCCGUGUGCCCGUAGGUGGAUGUGUGCUUCAGAACGGCUUGCAGCCCUCGGAAUGCCCAUCCGCAAGGAGCUCGCAGAGCCCAUGGGCAUUCCAAGAGUCCUCAUCCGGGACGAGCGCAGGGCUAACUUUCUGGCCGGGAACUGUAUGUUGCUUCCCAGCGUGGCCAUAGUGCAGAUGAUUGCGUUGGCGUGUGUGGCUGCCAAGCAGCGUGUGUUCUUCGACGGGCCCAACAUUGGGAAGCGCCCGACGGAGCUGCUGUAUCUCUAUGCGCCGCGCCUGAAUCUGGGAGCGGUAGCUCCACCCAUGGCCGCGGCCACAACUGCUGCUAAUCCGCCGCUGCUGUCUGCAGCUGCAGUUGAGUACCUGAACUUGGUGGCUGAGGGGGGCAAGGCAAAGGCGAAGGCACCAGGGAAGUACUCGUCUUCCUACAAGAAUUUGUCCAUGUUCCCGGACCACCUCAUUCUCGAGAUGGUUGGCCACGCGGAGCCCGUGUUUUGUGGAAGCGCCUACCUCAACAAGGUUGGACUUACGCCAAAGGACAAGCCGUACUCGCCAAAGCCUGAGACAGACUUCGAGUACGUGAAGGCUGAGCACGUGGAGCAGCUGAAGAACGAGUACUGCCGCCAGGGCAUGCAAGUGAAGCAGUCGAAGAUGACGAAGGAAGAGGCGUGGGCCAAGUCAGAGACUGCUCUGGUGGAGGCUGCGCGUGACCUUGCCAAUGCUGGCACUGCCGCCCCAGCCCAGCCGUUGGCCGGGAUUGGAGGUGUUGGCCUGUAG
Messenger RNA from Symbiodinium pilosum, 2136 nucleotides. Lineage: Eukaryota; Dinophyceae; Suessiales; Symbiodiniaceae. The record is from the annotation of a GenBank genome assembly.